This is a messenger RNA of Ipomoea nil (Japanese morning glory), 2578 nucleotides long. RefSeq names its product L-aspartate oxidase, chloroplastic-like. The record is from RefSeq and is a predicted model, not a curated record. Gene Ontology annotation, biological process: NAD+ biosynthetic process. The transcript is spliced from 9 exons. Lineage: Eukaryota; Viridiplantae; Streptophyta; Magnoliopsida; Solanales; Convolvulaceae. Gene Ontology annotation, molecular function: L-aspartate oxidase activity. The coding region runs from base 451 to 2388 and encodes 645 amino acids.
UAUCCCCUUCCUCCUUCACAGAAUCACAGACCACAUUUCAUAGGCUCACAGCUUCACACUUCAUCUCUUCCCUUCUUCAACCUUCACUCCCACAGUCCGACGGCGUCACCUGCAGAACCGCCUCGCGCGAUCGCAAUCCGUCCAGUUUCUUCCUCACCAGACGGCAGACGCUCUACUCUUUCGCACUUUCGUCUCUGUCCUCGACUCCUCUCAACCUUACGCAGACGCCAGACCGCAGGACCACAGCUCCUGCCCCAGCGUCGUCCAGCCAUUCUCCUCCGUGGCUCCGUCCGUUCACCAUUCGUCCACCGGACCACCAUUAUAGAUUUAUAGCCUCGGACUUCAGAUUUAUAUAUGCUAAUAGCCUACUUCAAUACAUAUUCGGAAUAUUUUCAAACUGGGAAUUGAAGCUGCUAGUCUCAAGUAUUGAAGAUCCAAAGAUAAAUAGGAAUGGCGACUAGCAUUGCUUCGGGAAGUGGCCAACUGCAUUUCAGUGAGGCUCCAUACAAGGGUCACAGCUGUAAACAAGUUUACCGUUUUUCUAGUGUAACCAUCCAGAGCAACAUACAAAAAGAACCACCUUGGUCGUCUCGUGGUGUAUCCAAAUUAUUAAGGCUUCAGAGACAUAAUGGUUCGUAUUCUCAAGCUUAUGUAAACCGGAAGUCCCACAGAACAGCAAUUGUAUCAUGCCUUAGGAAUGGUUCUACCAACUAUUUUGACUUUGCUGUUAUUGGUAGUGGAGUUGCUGGGCUUCGUUAUGCUCUUGAGGUUGCAAAACAUGGAACCGUUGCAGUGAUAACGAAAGCUGAGCCCCAUGAGAGUAACACUAACUAUGCACAGGGUGGUGUAAGUGCUGUACUAUGCCCUAAAGAUUCAGUGGAGAGCCAUAUGCAAGAUACAAUUGUGGCCGGUGCUUACCUCUGUGAUGAGGAGACAGUCAGAGUUGUAUGUACUGAAGGACCUGAAAGAAUUAGAGAAUUGAUAGCCAUGGGUGCUUCGUUUGAUCACGGGGAGGAUGGAAAUUUGCACCUGGCAAGGGAAGGAGGGCACUCUCAUCGCAGAAUUGUGCAUGCAGCAGAUAUGACAGGCCGGGAAAUUGAGCGGGCAUUGUUGGAGGCAGUCAAAAAGGAUCCUAACAUAUAUGUCUUUGAGCACCAUUUUGCAAUAGAUUUGCUUACAUCUAAGGAUGGUUCUGACACUAUUUGCCAUGGAGUUGACACCUUGAACACUGAAACCUUAGAGGUAGUAAGAUUCAUUUCAAAGGUAACUCUGGUUGCAUCAGGCGGAGCUGGGCAUAUAUAUCCAUCAACCACUAAUCCUCCGGUUGCCACUGGAGAUGGAAUUGCUAUGGCUCAUCGAGCUCAGACUGUUAUUUCUAACAUGGAGUUUGUGCAGUUUCACCCAACUGCCUUAGCUGAUGAAGGCCUCCCCAUCAGACCAACCAUUGCCCGCGAAAAUGCGUUUCUGAUUACUGAAGCUGUGAGGGGUGACGGAGGCAUUCUUUAUAACUUGGACAUGCAGAGGUUCAUGCCCUUGUAUGAUGAAAGAGCAGAACUCGCGCCAAGGGAUGUGGUUGCAAGAAGCAUAGACGACCAACUCAAAAAGCGCAACGAGAAGUACGUUCUUCUAGACAUAAGUCACAGAGGCAAAGAAAAAAUUCUCUCGCAUUUCCCAAACAUAGCUGCCGAGUGUCUCCGGUAUGGGCUGGACAUCACCCGGCAACCAAUCCCAGUGGUGCCCGCGGCUCAUUACAUGUGCGGGGGAGUUCGCGCCGGUCUGCAAGGGGAGACCAACGUGCAAGGCCUUUAUGUAGCAGGUGAGGUCGCCUGCACAGGUUUGCACGGUGCAAACCGCCUCGCCAGCAACUCAUUACUAGAGGCUCUGGUGUUUGCAAGAAGAGCCGUCCAGCCUUCAAUCGACCACAUGACAGGCUCCAGAAUCGAUCGUGGCGCUUCGGGCUGGUGGCCACGACCAGUCGUCCCGACAUCACUAGGCGAUGUAACGCUGCGCAAAAUCAUCCUGAGGACAAAGGAAGUGAGGAAACAGCUGCAGUCUAUGAUGUGGGAACACGUUGGAAUCGUGAGGUCAACAACGAGGCUAGAAACCGCAGAGAAGAGGAUUGGAGAGCUGGAAAUUGAGUGGGAAAGCUACUUGUUUCAGCAGGGUUGGGAAGCAACCAUGGUGGGACUAGAAACCUGUGAAAUGAGGAACCUCUUCUGCUGUGCCAAACUUGUGGUGAGUAGUGCUCUGUCAAGACACGAGAGCCGUGGGCUUCACUACACCAUUGAUUUCCCCCAUGUUGAAGAGAGCUUGAGGCUGCCAACCGUUAUUCAUCCUUCUUCACCAUUGAACAACACUUGGAGUUCGCGGCAACUGCACAAACCAUGAAAAAUUGAUUUUUUUUUUUAAAUAACUUCCGACAUCCCUCCGCCUCCCAAAUCCGGUGAUUCUCCGGUUAUAGUAGGGAAAAAAAAAUAUCAAUACUCCAAAAUCAAUUGUAAUUAGAAUAAAUUAAUUGAAACCAAAGCAUAUACAAAAACUUGAUGUAUAUCAAAACUCUAUAUUGUUUUAGGCAAAA